UGAAGGCUGUGGAGAAGCUGGUAAGUCAAACACUGUCUACAGGUCUAGAGGAGGGGCCUAGGGUGCAUGAGUCACUGUGUAGAUUUGUGAAUGAACAGAACCCAGGAUGGGGAGGAAGCUGAUCAGAGACAGAGGGACCCUGCAUACAGAAGAGAGGGACAGAGGCCUGGCUGUUGAGAAUCAUUUGUGCACUGGUGGGAUGGGCAGGGCAUGAGGCUUUGGAUGUCCCCUGGUGAGAAUAGAGAUCUUCAGGCUGUACAUCAUGGGGCAUGGCCAAUACAGCUCUGCCAAGAGCCCAGGCGAUAGCUGACGGUGUCCUCUCCAUCUCCUCUCCCAGUGGCUUUACAGAGACGAACUUUGGUCAACUCUUGAGCGCUGAGCAAUUCUUUGCCGACCCUCGUCUCUUCAGAGCUUGUAGGACCUUUUAAAUGAAGGAAAGGAUGGAGGGAGAAGGGGAAGGAGAGAGAAAGAAAAGAUGAUGUCCUAGUUUGGUUUCUGUUGCCGCUGCCCUGACAAAAAGUAACUUAGAGGAGAGGGGGCUUAUUUUAGCUCACAGGGCCAGGUUACAGUCUGUUACUGUGGCAGGAACUUGAAGCAGCAGGGCAGGGCAGGGCAGGGCAGGGCAGGGGAGGGGAGGGGACUGACUCAUCAGAAAUACUUCUUCAGAAUCCUGUGCGUCACCUACCCUUGAAUGCUUUAGAUAAAAGUUGGUGUUUCAAAAAGUGCAUCAAGAGAACUUAAAAACAACAGAUCGGCUGGCUACCCAAGUAGUCAAUAUACGAGUUGCCCAAGACCCGUGUAUCUCUAACCACAUGUUUUAUUUGUUUUUACAGUGUGUUUCCUUCAUGGCCUUUCUUGUGGCUCACCCUAUGUGGCUUUGUGUACUUGUUAAGAAAACAUUACACGUUUGACACUGCUCUUACCUAAGUCAGUUUUUCCGAGACCCUCUUUUCACCAGCUUGGUUUCACCUUACAGCUGCAGUGAGCCAGUUUCAGUUGGAGGAGAGGCCACAUCCACUUUGCUGUAGGCCUCUGGUUAGAAGCAUGCAUGGCUGGCUGCUCCUGGUCUGGGUCCAGGGGCUGAUACAGGCUGCCUUCCUCGCUACAGGAGCCACAGCAGGCACGAUAGAUACAAAGAGGAACAUCUCUGCAGAGGAAGGUGGCUCUGUCAUCUUACAGUGUCACUUCUCCUCUGACACAGCUGAAGUGACCCAAGUCGACUGGAAGCAGCAGGACCAGCUUCUGGCCAUUUAUAGUGUUGACCUGGGGUGGCAUGUCGCUUCAGUCUUCAGUGAUCGGGUGGUCCCAGGCCCCAGCCUAGGCCUCACCUUCCAGUCUCUGACAAUGAAUGACACGGGAGAGUACUUCUGUACCUAUCAUACGUAUCCUGGUGGGAUUUACAAGGGGAGAAUAUUCCUGAAGGUCCAAGAAAGCUCAGUGGCUCAGUUCCAGACUGCCCCGCUUGGAGGAACCAUGGCUGCUGUGCUGGGACUCAUUUGCUUAAUGGUCACAGGAGUGACUGUACUGGCUAGAAAGAUGAGACUGCUGCCUGCUCCUGCUUAUCAAUACCAAGGAUAUAGGCAAAUAAAUACACCAUGUUGGACUUCAAAUCCAUCCUGUCUUCAGACCGGAUCCACAAAUGAAGAGAGCCCCAGGUUCAAGUGCUUCACCUUGAUCUUUUCACUGAGAAGGCACUGGAAGGAAGAUUGGGAAAAUCUUUUGGCAGCAGAAGCAAAGCUGUGUUCUCUGCAGUGAUUACUCAGAAGUCUAUUAGAAUGCAUUCUAUAGAAAGUGGCCUUGGGAGAACAGAAGCGGAGCCACA
This is a messenger RNA of Mus musculus (house mouse), 1822 nucleotides long. It is a transcript of the gene Tigit, whose product is annotated as T cell immunoreceptor with Ig and ITIM domains. The coding region runs from base 1045 to 1755 and encodes 236 amino acids. NCBI's taxonomy places the organism in Eukaryota, Metazoa, Chordata, Mammalia, Rodentia, Muridae. Gene Ontology annotation, cellular component: plasma membrane. The transcript has 5 exons. Gene Ontology annotation, biological process: negative regulation of T cell activation. Gene Ontology annotation, molecular function: signaling receptor binding. The record is from RefSeq and is a predicted model, not a curated record.